GUUUUCAAAAUCCCUCCUAUUUCAAAGCGUUCAACGGCCAGCAACAUUACAUUUGAUAAGGGCGGGGAAUUUAAAGUACAAGAACAAUGCAACAAUACGAAAAAGCAGUCCUCUGCUUCUCAUGGCGUGAAAUCUCAGCCGAAGGUGUUGGUUCCACCACCCCAGGUGGCCGACGAUCAGCAUGCUCUGACACCGAUUAUCAGUCCGACGACGGAGAAAGAAUUGCUGAAAGAUUUAAUGUGGGAUACGAAAGAACCAUCUUCGAGCUCGAUGAAUUCAUCCCCGAAUCUGAGGGACGAGGACAACACAACAAUAUUUUCACCAACUUGGGAGGAAAAUUAUCAGGAUCUAAGUGGAUGGUGCUCCAGGAUCCCCAUGGAUCACAGAAGUUACAGUUUUCCUGUAGGUGAAUCUCUUAAUGGUAGGCAUUCAGAUAUGAAAAUCGACGAUCAGACUUACUCGACAAACGUGGGGGUUGACGUUCUUAACGUGGGUAUGACUUCUGCAACAAUCGAUCUUGAUGAUUUUAAGCAGCAAAACAAUAUUACUAACAAUAAUAAUCUUAACAACAGUAAUAAUAUGAAUAAUAUCAUUAAAAAUAAUAAAAAUGUAAUGCUACCACCGAUUGAUGAUGAUAAACCUAUAAUGCUGGGGGGGACUAUUGAUGUACCUGAUGAAUGGCUGGACUUACCUAAGUCUUCCAUAGCCUCACGAACAGAUGAAUGGAUACGGCUAGUUGAUAAUGACAAAAUGGACGAACCGCUUCAGCGACUCGAAAUUAAUCAAUUAAAUGACAAUGUUAAUUUGGAUAACAGCUACUCUGCAGAGCCUACAGUCAAUUGGGAUAUUAUUUAUAAUUUCGAUAACAAUGAAAAAGAUUUCGAUCUGCUAUCCUAUUUAUGCGAUGACAAUUUAAAUUCACCAGAAAGUAUAUCAACAGAUUCAAUAGACAUUUAUCAAGCAUCAACGAGCUACAUUAAUAAAAAUAAAAAUGAAGGAUUAUCUACAAGAAUGCAUAACACGCGAAACAGAAAAAGAAAUUACAGCCAAGAUACAAUAACUUCUCCAUCAAAGAAUACAGAUGACUUGGAUAUUAAGCCGCUGAAGCCAUCGUUUGCGUCUGCAAUGUCACCAUCAACUUCAUCAUCAUCAUCCGGAGCUGGAUCCACUAAAGCAACGACAAGGGCAAUCAAACCCACGAAAACCAUAAAAACGCGCAUGAAAAAAGAAGUUAUCGAUAGUUUUGACACACAAAGUAGACGAGGAAGGAAACGACAGUACGACAGUGAAUCAGAGGGGGAAAAUUCAGAUUAUAGCUAUCGUGAAUCGCGAGAAAAAAAUAACGAAGCAUCGCGUAAAUCUCGCAUGAAUAAAAAAGCUAAAGAGAAAGGCAUGAUGAUGGAAGCUGUCAGUUUAGAAAAAACUAAUAGAAUACUUAAAAGCAGAGUAGAGCAGCUUGAAAAGAUGGUAAUAACAAUGCGCGCUGCUAUACUUAAAUCUGCGUUAAGAAGAAAAUUUUAA
This is a messenger RNA of Cotesia congregata, 1521 nucleotides long. The record is from the annotation of a GenBank genome assembly. NCBI's taxonomy places the organism in Eukaryota, Metazoa, Arthropoda, Insecta, Hymenoptera, Braconidae.